Aspergillus fischeri NRRL 181 is the source of this 363-nucleotide messenger RNA. RefSeq names its product DUF2945 domain-containing protein. Bases 1 to 363 code for a protein of 120 amino acids. The record is from RefSeq and is a predicted model, not a curated record. The transcript is spliced from 3 exons. Lineage: Eukaryota; Fungi; Ascomycota; Eurotiomycetes; Eurotiales; Aspergillaceae.
AUGUCGGUCGAGCGAGUCAAAGACAAGAAAGGAGAAAAUAUCAAUGAGGGUGACCAUGUCUAUACCCGCUAUCGGGGCGGAUCUCAUGAAGGAGAGGUUGAAAAAAUUGUGAUGGAUCAAGCCGAAGCGGACGAGGAGAACGUCGCGAAUCCUCCCAAGAAAGUCAACGACGCAAAUUCUAACGCUCGAAGGUCAUCUUCACCGAUCAACAUGGACAUCGGGUUGCGCAUAAUCCCAGCACGCUGGAGAAGACAGGAUGAUAGCUCCGCCAUAUGCGAACGCUUGCAACCCAGUUUAACGCAAGUCGGCAUGACAAAUAUCGUCUGUCCUUCAGCAUAUCUUGCUGCCUAUGAUGGGACUUAG